This is a messenger RNA of Adineta ricciae, 4734 nucleotides long. The record is from the annotation of a GenBank genome assembly. Lineage: Eukaryota; Metazoa; Rotifera; Eurotatoria; Adinetida; Adinetidae.
AUGAGUAAUUUAACAGAAAGUAUCAUCGCUGUAUUUCUUGACAAACAAGUCGAUGUGUUAAGCGAUACAGAAUUGAACAAUGCACUUACCGCUCAAGGAAUUAAGUUUAAUCCAGGUGAUGUACGUCGACAAGUCCAAAUGCUUAGUCCAGCUUUCUUUCAAUUGACAUCCAGGUACGACGGAACGUGGAAUAUUCGAGUUGAACCACAGCUUGCAGUUUGUCAGGAUUUUCUCGAUGGUCAGUGUAAAUCUGAUGAACCAGCGUGUGAUAAACUGCACAUCUGUCGACAUUUUUUCGAUAGACAUUGUCAUAAUAAAGCUUGUUCCUUUCCACACAACUUCAAUCAAGGAAACAAUCGUAGACUAGCUGUACAGAAUCAUUGUCAGAAUAUUAAUCCGAUGCUAAUUUGCAAACUGCUUCGUAGAAUGAAAACAUCAACAAUGCCCAAACCAACACGACAAGCACAGCGGGGAGGUCAUCGCGGUGGUCGAGCUGACCAUCGAGGUGGAAGAGGACGUGGUCGUGGUCGUGGCCGUGAUCGUGGUGGUGGCCGUGGUUUUACUCGUCACGUAUCGACAAGAGUGAGGGAUGAUGUUACUCGACAGGUGGAACUUAGCUAUCCGUCAUCGAGUCACGCCCCACAGAUGGAUAUGGAAAUGAUUGAAAUGCUUUUAAAACUCCAGGAUAUAGAAAUUGAAGAGAAAUUCAAUGAAAAAGAAGACGAUUAUUUUCGCCGACGUACUAUUCAAUUAAAACAAACAAGUGAUGUAGACAAACUUCUUCGAAUGUCAAUCCUUAAACAUCAUGGUAUUGACAUAAAAUUUAAGUCUGUGAAUCAAACGAUUGAUAAGAAAAGUUUCCUAUUGAAAACGACAAUCGAUAAUGAAUCUGACAAGAUCAGUCAACCUCGUUUCGCUCUAUACAUCUCAACACUCGUUGGAAAAGACGUAAAAACUCAUGUACAAGAUCUCUCAUCCGAAAAUGAACAGAUCAUUCUAGUCCAAUGUGAUACUGGUGUCGACUCUACUCAGCUAUGUCGAGCGCAUGAAUCUCGACCACAUCUGUACGGCAAACGAAUCAGUUUAGUACAAAUUUAUGAUAGUAGCGGCGUGGAGGUUCAUCAUAAUGAUAGUAAUCAAUCAAUGACUGUCGAUGAUGUAAAAGCUAUUUUUCAGUCAGUCUGGGAUGAUAUCUUUGCAUAUGAUUUUCCCACAGAUGAGUCCGCCGAAGUAGAUUUCAUUAGUGUCGAUGCUAUGAAACGCUGGAUGUCAAUAAAUGAAUCAGUGGAAAACAAAUUUGACGUUACAAUUACUCCAAUUCUCGACAACGUCGAAGAAGACAGCACUCCACGAUCGGACGCCGAGCAAACGACACUACUUAACAGUAAUAGUGCUACUCGUUUAACUACGACUUCACCACCUGUUAAUGCAUCUUGUCAAACAGUCAUCAAACUUCUUCCGCAUUGGGCUUUAAUUGCGAGCCAUGCGAGAUUUGGAUCUGAAUACAAAGCAUUUAUCCACAAUGAUUUUGGAGGCGAAGUUCAUGUGAAUCAAGACGAAGCCAUUUAUUCUGGUACUUUUCCAUCGAAUAGUCAAGGCGCGUGCAAAGAAGCAAUUCUGGGAAAUAAAACACGAGAUUUUAUGAAACAAUUCCAGUAUAAAACAUGCCAGGCACUAAAUCACGAUCAAAUAAAGACUCUUCAAGAAAAAUCUGAUUAUAUCGCGUAUAAACAAGUGAAUGGACAAGAUUAUUUAGUAGCAGCAAAAUUCAGCCACAUGGCAGAAUUACGAAGUGCAUGGUAUCACGAAAAACAAACAAAUCCUCGAUUGGAACGGAUUCCACCGCUCAUGAAAGGAUUUUCCACUCAAAAUAAUGUUUCAAGGUCAUCAUCAAUCACUUCUUUAAAUUCUAACACGACUGAACAGUUUCAUAGUUUACCGACGAUACCAGCUGGUAUGUCGAGUUCAACAUAUACUAUGUACGCACACGAGGAAAUCAUCAUGUUUUCAAUCGAAAGAUUCGAAGAUCGUUUGAAGCAACAUUUACAAAAUGUCUUUCAUGUUAAAACGACCAUUGAAAGACGAAAUCUCAGUGAGACGACAAAAGGCAUACGCCCUUGUAUUAUCGUGAAAGUUACCGGUGAUGAAAAUGAAGCACAGAAUGCUAUACAAGACGUGAUGGACUUGUUUUCAUCGAAGCAAACAAAAACAUACGAUGACGAAACUGAUGGUUACUGGACGAAAAUCAACGACGUAGUCGAAGUUAUUCACUAUCAUUUCAAAUUAGCAGACCUCACUUGUAUUUGCGAUCGAAUUUCUCCGUCAGCGGUAGCUGCCCACUAUUUUGACAUGUUCAACCCACAAUUCGGCAUUGACGAACAACAAAUCGAUGAUAUUGUGCAAAAUAAGUUUUCAUCUACAGUAGUUCGUUAUACUGCUCAAUCAGUUGGCUCUACCCUUCAGAAAGAAUGGACGGAUUUGGAAGCGAAAGUUCGCAGGCGAGCUGACUACAAGAAGAACAUCUGUUUCGAAACACAAUCGAAUACCAUUCAUUUGUUUGGUGUAUCCGAUUUAGUCAAAGAGUACCAUCAAAAGUUUGAACAACUGAAAAACAAACAUGAACCACAAAGAUGUAAAAUCGAAUUAUCAGAUAAACAAUUCAACUAUUUGAAACAUGUAGCCAAGAAUGAUCUUGCCAAACUUGAAGCACGGUAUAAAUCGAGUGGAUGUGAUCUCAGUUUGAAUCGUCUACGUGAAGAUGGUGAAUUUCUCGCUCCGGUUGACCUACAUUCGAAAAUCAAAGAGUGUCUAAAUGAGAUCACGCAAAUCGAAGAACUAUCAUUUGAAAUUAGAGAACUCGGUUUCGAUGUGUUUGUUACCAAGAAUUUCGAACGAAUUCGACAGAUUGUCAAACCUAAAUGUUACGUAGAAAAAACGAUUGACACACACCGAGAAUAUAUUCCGAUUCCAAAAGCACGUGCCGCCGAUCUUGACGAAGGAAUAAAAGACAAACAAAAUACGACAUCAGCAACAGCUUCGAUGGCAUCUUCGACUGCAACUAGUGCGGUUGUUGACCAUUCGACGGUCAAUAUCUGUGUAGGUGACUUAACUACACAAGCGGUUGAUGCCAUUGUUGUAUGCUCCACAUCCCAAUAUCUGUGUUCAGCAAUUGUGAAGAAAGCUGGAGGAUCAGUCGUAGACGAAUAUCGCUCAAUACAGUCAUCGGAUGGCUUUCCAAGUGCAACCAAUGCUGGUGAAUUGCCGUGUAAAAAGAUCUUUUUCAUUCCGUGGUCGGCAGAUACGAACGAUGACGAUGAUGUUCAAGCGUCGCUAAGUGUAUUUAUUGGAACGGCAUUUCAAUAUGCUUCUAGCCAUGCAUUUAAAAGCAUUGCUUUUCCAACUGUUGGUUGUGGUGGUUUCAAAAUUUCUCCAUUAACAAUCGCCAAGUAUAUGCUGAAGGAAAUACAAAAACAAUUGAAAUUUUGUAAGCAAAAAAUGAAUAUCUCCGUUGUCGUUCUUGCCGAUCAAAAAGAUGUUUUCGAUGCAUUUAUUCAACGUCUUAAUGAAUUGAUUACUGUUGAUCCGAACAUCAAUGAGAAAACUUCACCGGCGAGAAGAACAGAUCAGUCGAGUAUUGCAUUCGAUCGUAAAGUCGUUAAAAUAACACUAAUCAGUUCAACAAACGAUCAUUUAAUAAGAUGCAAACAAGAGAUUUUUAAUUUGGUACGCGAUGUUUCCAUUACAAAGAAACUGACUGACAAACGAGACAUGCUUGAUUGGCCGCAAAAGACAAUCUACAAGUUUUACGAAUUUUGUCUUAAGCAAAUCGUUAUUCCAACGCUCGAUCUCGAUAAUAUCACACUUGAACUUGCCGGAAUCAAAGAUGGAGUACAUGAAGCUGAGAAAUAUUUUUAUCAAUUAACAAACGAAGCAUUGAAACAAGAACGCAUUCAUGCCGUGUCACGUGGUGUUAUUUGGUCGAUGGAGAAAACACCCAAUUCAGACACAUGGGAACAGUAUUCGUUUAAACUAAACGGAAUAAUUGAAGAUGCUUAUCUGAAAAAACUUCCUCAAAUUGAAUUUACCAAUGAUAAGGACGAAAAAUGUAGGAUAGAUUUUGCUACGAUGGUAGAAAAUGGUUCCACAUCUCGUCGUGUACGUCGAAAGCCUAUAGAUUCGACAUUACCAAGCACUUGGGAACCAUCAGAUAAAAAUUGUAAACGAGUUACAUUACCAGCAGAGUCGCCGGAAUAUCAAAAUGUACUUGCACGGUUUCAUACAACCAUGCUUGGUAAAUAUGCUCAAAUAGUUAAAAUCGAGCGUAUUCAAAAUGAGCGAUGGUACAAACAGUAUGAUGCGCAUCGCGAAGAUUUCAAACGACGUUAUUCGACCUUAGAUGAACGUCAACUGUUUCACGGCUGCCCUAAUACAUCUGUUGAUCAGAUUAUUGAAAACUGUUUUAAUCGAUCAUUUGCCGGUGUCAACGGUACGCUAUACGGUUUUGGCGUGUAUUUUCAUGCUCAAGCAAUUUAUAGUCACCAAUAUGCACCUGCAAAUAGUGCAGGACAACGUACAAUGUUUCUAGCAAGUGUUCUUAUUGGUAAAACAACCAAGGGUGAUGCAAGUAUGAAAACUGUUCCAACUGGCUUUGAUACAACUACGGACGGACAACAUAUCUUUGUUGUCUAUCAUGACGCCGGUGUUUAUGCAGAUUAUUUGAUCACCUAUAAAUAA